Messenger RNA from Homalodisca vitripennis (glassy-winged sharpshooter), 4237 nucleotides. RefSeq names its product glycosylated lysosomal membrane protein-like. The record is from RefSeq and is a predicted model, not a curated record. Bases 145 to 1359 code for a protein of 404 amino acids. Lineage: Eukaryota; Metazoa; Arthropoda; Insecta; Hemiptera; Cicadellidae. The transcript is spliced from 6 exons. Gene Ontology annotation, cellular component: lysosome.
UUUGUUCUCCACCAAUCGUUGAAGUUGACCGUUGCGUUGUUUGUUUCUGUUUAGAGAUUGGGAUCAGAGCUAUUGUACGAUUCUGGAGUUUCUAUAUUUUGCAAAUUUGAGUUGGCGUAUCUAAUACUUGUCAACUAGUACAACAUGAUUAUCAAAACCUUGAUUUAUUUCUGUUUCCUAUCCGUCUUAUUUGGUGGUGUAAUGAGUGACCGAAAGAUAACGGUCUCUUUAAACCCUGGUUGCAAUGUCUCCAACUGCAAGAACAUGGUGUUGGCCCACGUGAAGGCAGAGGGUGAGAACGAUACACUUCACCACUUGUGGGACUUCACUGGCAAACCAGCUCUCCUUUUAGCAGUCACUCAGCCCAAUGCUACCAUCACCGUAGCGUGGCAGGACUUCUCCUUCGGGCUUGACGGGGCCAUCACUAUAGACCCACCACCCACUUACAUCUACGGUGUUGUCAUCGAUCAGAUGAUUGAAUUCAAUGACGAAGAAGACACAGGAGCGUUGAAUCAGAGUUCUAGCAAUUCGUCCUACGUAAGCCUGAUGGACACCAAGAACUUUGAUUGGAAGAUAUCCAAUUUAACCAACAGCAGUAGCAAAGCUUCUCUUACUAUCGAGGCUACGGAGUACAGUGAUGAACAGCUUGGCAUCAAGAAGACUGGCAUAAUUCGCAUUGAGAUGAGUGCGUACGGGGGAGAGGAUCACGGUGACGUUCUGCCCCACCUGCUGCACUCGGGCAACGCCUCACAGAUGGAUCUCACAGUGGAGAAGUUGACAACUCAAUACACCAACUCGAGGUUUGGCCUGCACUUGGUGACAGUCAGCUCAGACAAUGUCAACGGCACUGUGACGGUACGGCCCCGCAAGACCCUCGAUGACGAACACGCUCCCGGAGUGUUCACAAUGGUGGAGAUGCUGACGCCCCCUGCUAUGGCGGGCCAGUGUGGCGGGUACUUGCAGUGGCGGCCCGUGGUGUACACAUCGUCUGCGCGCGAGAUGACAAGUAGUACUGAGACCGUGGAAUACGCCGUGGCCGCCCCUGCUGAACCCAGCCGCGCACUCAACCUUACCCUGCUCUACUCUGUGUUCGGCAGCAGACUCGACGAGAUGUUAGUUGUUGCCACCAACAUCACCUUCGGCACAGCUGGCGAUGGAUUUUUCCACAAAUACCAAUACGCUGCAUGGACUAUGCUUGUCGGCUACGGACAUCCACCAGAGGAGCAGUUCUCGAUGUUGGUAACCCUGGUGCUGCUGCUGGGCCUCGGCUUGCCUGCCAUUGUCAUUCUGACAGGAACCGUCUGCAUAGUUGUGAGGCGUCUGCAGCGCAACAAGGACGACCUGUUCCUCAGCCGAUAAUAACUCCCUGCUCUACCCACUGGUUGUCUCCACGUGUCACGAAUUUCUUGUCUCAACUCAACAAACAUAUCAUUCACUAGUCUUAACAUUUGUUUCGGAACGCAGGCUUAGUGGAGAAAAGGAAGAUAAUUAUGUAAAGCGUGUGUAUAUCGGUACACAAUCUAAUGGAUACCGAAUCCUCCACCUUUUUCUCUCUGAUUGGACGUUAUCUUUUUAACUACUCUAAUUUUAAUAAAUUGAAGUCUUCAAAAAUUACGAGUUUCUCUGAAACAAAUACAUUUUAUUUCAAUCCCUUAACUACAUAUAAAUGUGGCUUUUUAUUUAGCAAAUUAUAUUAUUUCACUUACAGUUUGUCUAAAUGUCACAAAGCUCAAGUAAAGAAAGAGUUUUACUUUAAGUAGUAAACAGAGAGAAUUCUAACAUCAAUGUUGGUUCACGGUCCUUUAGUAAUGAUCUAUUUAUUUUGUCUUUAUAAAUCGUUUGUUGUAACACUUUAGCUGCCAAACAGCAGUUUUAAAUGUUCCAAGUGCACCAAAGUUCCUCAAAACCUUGUUAAUUAAUAAAUAAUCAAUGUAAAAAUUUUAUAACGUGACGAGAGGACAAGAGAUUCGAGACAACCAAUCUGAGGGUCUCUUACAUACCAAAGUUUAUCGUAAUCUCCCGUAAGUUGAGUGUGACUGUUGGUUCUCCACCGCCCGGUGUAUCUCAAUGGUAUAUUUCCCUGUAGUAACGAUGUUUACCUACUCCGAUUCCGUCUAACUGUACAUUCCUCUAUAAGUACAACGAUCGCAGCUUUUCCUAGGGUUAACGCAAGAGAUGAUAGAGUUAUUUUCUUACGGUUAGUAUACUGUUACGGUACAGGCUGAUAGUUCACUUUUCAUGUAAGAGUGUGAGUAUUGUAUUUAUUUUAAUUUGUAUCUACAAAGUAUUUGAAUUGCUCAUUUAUGUUUUAAGGCGGUCGCAGUUUGCCAGGUCAGUACGAUUUAUUAAUUUCCCUAAUGUCAGUAAUUUUAUUAAGCAAUGUAAAAAUGCAAUAACUUGUGUUUUGUUAUAAUCAAACAAAACACUUGUGAUCAAGUUGAUAUUUUUAUUAUAAGACUGCACCCUGGCACAAAAACCGUUUGUUUUGUAAGUAUUGUAGUUAGUCAAUUUACGUUUUAGAAAUCAGUAGAACGUUUUGUGUACGUUGUGUAUUUUCUUCAUAAAUUAUACAUUUUGAAAUAUUAUUUGUGAAAGACUUAGGAGAAUUAAGAGAUUUUGUGGUUAAACGGACUAUAUUAAACUCAUUUAAGAAAAUUGUAAUUUCUAAUCGGAUCAAGACAUACUCAACGUAUUUUAGUUUUGAAUAAACGUUUUAUAUGUACUGUACUUUAAAAUGAGUUUUUACAUUGGAAAGAAUCAAAAGGGGUUCUUUUUACAAUCGUAAAUGUACUUAAAAAGCGAAAAUUAAUGAAAUUGAAAUUAUUUGAUGUAAAAAAAAAUCCCAAUAAAGUUCUACUGAUUUUUAAAAUGUUUGUUCGUAAUAGUUGUAUUUUUUAGCACUUUAAGUUUGAAUCACGUUAAUUUAGUUUUUUAUACUAUAAUUAUCUCUAAGGAAGAGAAAAUAAAGUUUUAUUUAUAUACUCAUAUUGUUUAUAUAUUGCUUAAUUGAUAAUGAAUUGAUAUAUUUUGACACAGUUUGAUGAACUCUAGAUUGGAUUCUUAUUCAAAGCCGUUUAUGUAUUUUUUGAACUAAUACUCUUUGUGUGACGAAUGCAAUCUUUUGGCGUUAUUUAUGUUAAACUUGAAAUUAUAAUAUAUUAAAAUAUUAUGUUAAUGUAUUUUGCAUUUUUGUAUCUGCGUUAGAUCUUAAUGUUGAGUACGCCAUUGUGAAUUUUUAAAAAAAUUAAUGAUUUUUGUCAAAUAAAAUAAAUUAUUCUUAUCAAUAUAGUCUCAGAUAAACCUAAAUUAAUUAUAAGAUUUAUUCAUUUUAUAAAUGGAUAUGUGCUAUUAAGAUUGAAAGGGAAAAUCCAGUGACACAUUCGUCAAAUUGUGUUCAAAGUGUCAAUGUUUAUUUGUUUAUUUUUACCACUUAUCAAGUAUUUGUUCUCACUAUCUGGUCCAAUUCCAAAGUACGUUUACUAUCCACCAUCACGCAUAUCUUCUACAAUUAUGGUCUCUGGACAUGAAACAAUCACAUGAUUUACUUUUGUCACUUCUUAAGAUAAAGCAGUACGAAUCUUAGAUAUUUAUUUAAAUCUUGAAAUAAGGUGUGGCUUUAAGGUUGGAUGCGUUUGAUGUCGCCGUACCUCAAUCCUGAGCUGAACAUUCUCGAAAUGUGUACCUUCCGACCCCACUCAUCAUUGUGGUUGUUGUCUUGCACUCGUGCAAAUAUUAAUGUUAAGUCUAUGCUCAAUACGAUGUCAGUUCCAGCAUCUGUUUAUUGUUGACCUCGAGUCACGAUCUGUGUGAUGUUACAUGUGUUAUCCGUAAGUCAAUUAAUCAGAAAUAUAUUAUGAGAAAUGUUGAAAAAAUUUAAUAGAGUUAUCGGUUUGGCUUGCAAGAGCGUUGCAGUGCGUAGUACUUAUUUCGUUAAAGAUGACGCUCUGCACUUAAUUGUGAAUAUAGUGAAAUUUAUAGUUUCAGCAGAAAUCUCUGCAAGGGUCUAGUGGCUAAGCAUUUCGUAUUGAUCUCACAAAGGUUAGCUAUUCACGUUAGCACUGAACAUUCCUGUUGCAGAGUUUUAACUGGAACAAUAAGUCAAUUAUAGAUCCGGAGUGUUAUUUUUGUAUUUCAGCCAUGACACUGACGCUUGUUACAUUAAGCAAUGUAGACAUAUUUUAAUUAUGUAAGUUUAAAAUUUUAUUGGCUUUACUCAAUAAAGAAUGUUCUAUAUGAA